This is a messenger RNA of Stylophora pistillata, 1353 nucleotides long. Its product is annotated as galanin receptor type 1. Lineage: Eukaryota; Metazoa; Cnidaria; Anthozoa; Scleractinia; Pocilloporidae. Gene Ontology annotation, molecular function: G protein-coupled receptor activity. Gene Ontology annotation, cellular component: plasma membrane. Gene Ontology annotation, biological process: G protein-coupled receptor signaling pathway. The record is from RefSeq and is a predicted model, not a curated record.
AUGUUCGUGGUGAAACCAUUGUUCACCAAGUUGAUAAUGACCGGGUUAACCACCAUUUUAGGUUUGGUUUCUGUCUGCGGUAAUGGCCUUGUUACUGCCAUCGUUGUUAGAUUCAAAUCGUUACGAACAGUUCCAAACAUUCUCCUUUUCAACCACGCUCUGGUUGACUUGGUCAAUGCCAUUGUCAGUGUGCCGCUUUACACGACCUACACCGUCUUAGAGGCUAGUUGGUUCCGAGGGAAGACUUUGGCAAUCAUGACGAGUUUCUUCGAUCCAGUUUACAUUGCAAUCAACCUCAGCUCGCUGCUGGCAAUGAUAAUAAAUAUUUUUCUAGCCAUUUCCUAUGACCUAAGGUACAAUGCCUGGAAAAGCAACAAGAAAGCCUUGCUGUGCGUUUUUCUGAUUUGGUUCAUUGGCAUGGUUUUCGUAAUUAUCGUCUCCAUUCCCCUUCUCGACAUAGAUCUUGGAAACGCUCAUGUCACUGAAUACAGAGCGGUAAUCUACGAGCAAGGAAAAUAUUUUGUGGCAUCCUUCAUGGCAUUCUUCAUCAUAUCGGUUGCAAUUCUUGGCUUCUUGACGGCUCGCGCAAUAAAGUCGCAAUGGAAAAAGCUAGCUGAGAUGAACUUAAGCCCUCGUCAAGCCGAAUUUCGUUUGAAACGCGACAUUCGAGCUUGCAAAACCAUUGCCAUAACAAUCGCUACCAACUUCUUCGCUCAUGUUCCCGCCAUCCUUUUCGCAGUGGUGGAUUCAGAAGAAGGCUCAACGGCCGAGGUCUGGUUUGGAUUCUUUGCAAUCUACAGUCUCUAUCUCAGUAGUGCAAUGAACCCGAUUAUUUACUAUUUACGAAACAGUCGACUGCAGUCCGCUCUCAGGCAGUUUCUGAAAGAUCCCCUAGGAUCUAGCGACUUUAGGGAGAACUCCGCAGUCAAAAUCAACGCAAGACCUAGGCAUAAUGAUGACGUCAUAGUUAGAACAGAACACGAGAGAGUAGGGAACACUUAUGCAAUGGAACUCGAUCUGCUUGAGGGCCAAACAAGACGAAACAUUUCAUAUGAUCAGGAAGGUGCAGAGAUCGUUCUUUCAAUCAUAAGAAUGUCGAUAGAGGCUUGGACUCAAACGAAUGGCAACGACACCGAACGCGGGGGCUGUAGAAUGCCACGCCCAGAGGUCCCCUCAACGCUUACCGCAUGCUGGGAAGAACAGGUAGAAAAUGACGGGAAACAAGGAAACUUGGACAAGGAAAGAGGUACAAAAGAUUCUAUCAGGCGAAAGCGAGCUAUCUUCUCCUGUGUGUCCUCACGUGAAACAAAAGUUCAUCCACAAGAUGAACGAUUAUGCACGAUUAUGGCAUAA